Molecule: messenger RNA, 2197 nt
Organism: Acipenser ruthenus (sterlet)
Lineage: Eukaryota; Metazoa; Chordata; Actinopteri; Acipenseriformes; Acipenseridae
Product: cAMP-dependent protein kinase type II-alpha regulatory subunit-like
Exons: 5
Coding region: 1430-2182 (250 amino acids)
Source: RefSeq, a predicted model, not a curated record
CGAAAGCCUCUGCGCACGUCACAACGUGGAGUUUGAUUGGCUGUUCUUCAUGGUAGCCGAGAGGCCACGCCCCCGAAUCGUGGAGGGGAGAGAGGGAGAGAGACGGAGGGAGAGAGAGAGACGAGAAGCGGAUCCAGUAACAAUCGAUACCUCAUUACGAACCGGGCCGAAACCCCGAGUCGAUAUCGGAUUGAUUGAAGAUCGGUCGCGUCUCCUGCGGUGUGUGAGCCGCUUGCGAUCAUCGCUUCUUAUAACUCCAGACUGUUUGAAUACAGCAGCGUGUGUGCUGCUGCCGCCGGGGCGCUGUCACCAUCAGGAUCAUCAUCAUUAUAUCGUUAUUAUUAUACUGUUGUGUUAUUUUCUUUUCGGUUUGGUGCAGGCAGACAGAUCGGCAGAGAGGUAGCGAGUCUCUGUCUCUCUCUCUCUCUCUGAAGACGCACCGACCUCCCCCGACAGGGAGGUGAAGGAGACUGGUGUAGCGAGGGGCAGGGCGGCUUGCACCGGGGCACUAACUAAGGGAGAAGCCCGGAGAAAGCGCUGCAAACGGGGAGGGAGUGAAACGCAGAGGCCGGCUCGCCUGCCAUUGCUAGGGCAGGUUAGGAGACAGACAGACGGACAGGGAGGCAGACAGACGGACAGGGAGGCAGACAGACGGACAGGGAGACAGACAGACGGACAGGGAGGCAGACAGACGGACAGGGAGGCAGACAGACGGACAGGGAGACAGACAGACGGACAGGGAGGCAGACAGACGGACAGGGAGGCAGACGGACAGACGGACAGGGAGGCAGACAGACGGACAGGGAGGCAGACGGACAGGCGGACAGACAGGGUUUACACAUUAGUACUUUAACACUGGUUCAGAUAAUUCAUAUUUCCAGCAGUAAGGAAGGGGCGAAGGGUCGAUAAUCGCAGUUGAGCGCUUAUUAAUAUUAAUAAUAAUAAUAAUAAUAAUAAUAUUAACAGUAUUAUUGUGGCGUUGUUGUUGCUAUUGGUGAUCUGGCCCGUGUUUUCUUAACGGAUCACUCAGUAAGGAAGGUUGUUAAUAUUUUUCUAUAUCGCACAGUUGAUUUUUUUUUUUUUUUUUAAUAAAUCCAGCCCUGUGAUAAAUGUGAAGGUGUAAAGGACGUGUAUUAUCAGAGCGGAUCUCCCAGCAGCAGGAUUGUGGCAGGCCCGUGUUUCAUUCAUACCUCGAGUUCAGAUCGCCGCGCUGGAGUUCAGUUUGCUGACCGGCCGGCUCGUAUCUGAUCGUGCCCGGCGGCUCUGUGUGUCGUGCGCAGCUUUCAAGAAGUCCUUCUCCUUUUAUUUCAUUCAUAUUGCUAUUCGCAGUACUGUUACUAGUAGUAUUUUUUAAAACGGCAGCUUCUGAAUUCGUAUCGUUAUUAAUAUUAAUAAUUAGUAUUCUAAGAGCGAAGAUCCCGGCGGCAGCAUGAGUAUCGAAAUCCCGGCCGGGCUGACGGAGCUCUUGCAGGGCUACACGGUGGAGGUGCUGCGGCAGAGGCCUCCGGACCUGGUCGAGUUCGCGAUCCAGUAUUUCACCCGGAUCAGGGAGACCCGCAGCCAGGACGGGGCCGGGGCCGGCGGGGUGAAGCCGCUGGGCAAGGAGGUGAGGAUUUCUGAAGGCGAGCCCAUGCAGACCGAGUCGAACGGGGACGAUGCGGAACAGGACGAGGACGAGGAGGAUGAUGAUUCCGAUUUCGAACCUCCAGUCAUCAACAGGUUCAGCAGGAGAGUCUCAGUGUGUGCGGAGGCCUUUAACCCCGAUGAGGAGGAGGAGGAUACUGAACCCCGAGUCGUGCACCCCAAAACAGACGAGCAGCGCUGCCGGCUGCAGGAGGCCUGCCUGGACAUCCUCCUCUUCAAAAGCCUGGACCCGGAGCAGAUGUCCCAGGUUCUUGAUGCCAUGUUUGAGCACAGGGUGCAGCCGCAGGAGCACGUCAUCGACCAGGGCGACGACGGAGACAACUUCUACGUGAUUGAGAGGGGCGUGUACGAUAUCUUGGUGCAGAAGGGUGAGCAGAGUGUCUGCGUGGGGCAGUACAAUAACCGGGGCAGCUUCGGAGAGCUAGCGCUCAUGUACAACACACCACGCGCUGCAACUAUCAUAGCGACCACAGAGGGGGCGCUGUGGGGCCUGGUGAGUAUCACAGGGAGCAGGGUUAGCUGUGUAGCCCGGCAGUGACACACACACACAGAC